This is a messenger RNA of Pyrus x bretschneideri (Chinese white pear), 606 nucleotides long. RefSeq names its product protein BRICK 1. Gene Ontology annotation, cellular component: SCAR complex. Gene Ontology annotation, molecular function: protein-containing complex binding. The transcript has 2 exons. Bases 206 to 469 code for a protein of 87 amino acids. Gene Ontology annotation, biological process: regulation of actin polymerization or depolymerization; actin filament organization; cell motility. The record is from RefSeq and is a predicted model, not a curated record. Lineage: Eukaryota; Viridiplantae; Streptophyta; Magnoliopsida; Rosales; Rosaceae.
GAAAACAGUUUUAACUCCAAUGACAGACCAACGACUUAAAGGCUUCAUAAAUGCACCCAACCCACAAGAAGCUGCUUUGCUUUCCCUAGUAGUAUAGUAGAUUAAAGAAAUAAUCAAUUUUGUAUCAAGUUUGUUGGAUCGUUGAUCUCCCUGGUAUGUGAGGAGGGAGAGAGAGAGAGGGGGAGAGAGAGAUCAAAGGCAAAGGAUGGCGCGGGCAGGAGGGAUAACAAAUGCAGUGAAUGUAGGGAUAGCGGUCCAAGCUGAUUGGGAAAACCGCGAGUUCAUCUCCCACAUUUCUCUCAACGUUCGCCGCCUCUUCGAUUUCCUUGUCCAAUUCGAGGCUACGACAAAGAGCAAAUUGGCAUCAUUGAACGAGAAGCUUGAUGUAUUGGAACGUAAGCUAGAACUUCUUGAAGUUCAAGUGGGUACUGCAUCGGCCAACCCUUCGCUUUUUGCUCGUGAUGCUUAGCGGAUCAUGCCAUUGUUAUAGACGAUAGUAUACACGGCGUUCCUGUAAGCAUCCUCUUGUCUAUAGUGUGGACGUGAACAUAUUUCCUCGCCUUGUAACUCAGUUCUAAAUCAAUCUAUUCAUUUCUUCUGCUUUUA